AUGUAUCAUCAUCAUCAUCAUCGACCACAAAAUGAUUACUCGAGAGUGAAUACUACUGGCAAGACUAUGCGGAAGAGUAACUUCGACCAACUAAACACGGUUCCUCAUCCACCACAACCUCAACAGCAGCAACAGACACAAGUAUACAUCAUAGACAAGAACGACUUCAAAAGCCUUGUUCAGCAACUUACGAGUCCUCCUCAAUCAUUUGAGCGUUUAGUACCUCAAAUCCAUCACAAGACUAUACAAGAUCCGACCUUAUCGGUUCCUCCAAGCGCGGCUCAAGAAGAUCCUGAUGUCUCAUUGUAUAUGCGUUAUCUUCAAAGCUGCUUACUCGAAGAAUCAUCAGGUUCUAAUGUAGAACAGUUCCAACAACCGUUUGAUAAUAAGUAUGAAUCUCACGUGAUGGUUCAUUCUCCUACGGAAGUUAUGUCACAGUGCAAUGGCUAUGAACAGGUCGUUGUACCGAAUAGUACUUCGUGGUUCAAUGGUUCACCACAAAAUAUGCAUGGUGAUGGUGCUUCCUCAUUGCAAUCAACAGGAGUUGAUUAUUCACAACCAAACUUCACAUACUCGUCUAUGACUCAACCUGGUGGAGGGUUUGGUCCGGAUCUUGAUGGUAUUAGUCUUGAUGAGAUUUUCGAUGUCCCAUACGAACUAAACUGAUGAUAUAUUUUUGUUCAAUCGUGAAUA
Capsella rubella is the source of this 693-nucleotide messenger RNA. RefSeq names its product VQ motif-containing protein 5. NCBI's taxonomy places the organism in Eukaryota, Viridiplantae, Streptophyta, Magnoliopsida, Brassicales, Brassicaceae. The record is from RefSeq and is a predicted model, not a curated record. The coding region runs from base 1 to 666 and encodes 221 amino acids. The transcript has a single exon.